AUUGGACUCCAUUUUAGAAUCUCCGCCUAUAAAAACUCAUUUCUUCACGUAAUUUCCAAAUUCUCUGCUAUUUUUCUCGUCUCAAAGCGUAAUAAAGUUUACUUACCCUCCUCAGAUUACCAUAUCUGGAAAACCCAGCAGGAGGAUCAUUUUUUUUUUCAGGUGGAUCUGGAUUUUUUGUGGUGAAUAGAUGGCGUCGAAGCGGAUCUUGAAGGAGCUCAAGGAUCUUCAGAAAGAUCCUCCUACCUCUUGCAGCGCUGGUCCUGUUGCUGAGGACAUGUUUCAUUGGCAAGCCACGAUCAUGGGUCCUCCAGAUAGUCCAUAUACCGGUGGGGUUUUCCUAGUCACUAUCCAUUUUCCUCCAGAUUACCCUUUCAAGCCACCUAAGGUUGCUUUCAGGACAAAAGUUUUCCACCCAAAUAUUAACAGCAACGGAAGCAUAUGCCUUGAUAUAUUGAAGGAGCAGUGGAGCCCUGCCCUAACUAUUUCCAAGGUGUUGCUUUCUAUUUGUUCAUUGUUGACGGACCCAAAUCCAGAUGAUCCUCUGGUGCCCGAGAUUGCUCACAUGUACAAGACAGACAGGAACAAGUAUGAGACCACUGCAAGGAGCUGGACUCAAAAGUAUGCCAUGGGCUAACUGUGUUUUGAUAUGUAAAGAAGGGAGGGCAUUUAGCUUUCAAAAUGCUUUAGUCUCUUAAUUUUUCUGCAAAAAUUAGUUUACUCCGUUUUUCAUGUCCUAAAUUGGAUUAACUAGAAGUCCAAUAUGCACUUUCAACAGAAGGAAAGAUAUACAUUGUUUUUAAAAUGCUUGUGUCUGUGUAGUUUAUCUUUGAAAAGUUUCCCGAACAAUUGAUACUUCA
Olea europaea var. sylvestris is the source of this 860-nucleotide messenger RNA. Its product is annotated as SUMO-conjugating enzyme UBC9. Gene Ontology annotation, cellular component: nucleus. Gene Ontology annotation, molecular function: ubiquitin conjugating enzyme activity. Bases 191 to 637 code for a protein of 148 amino acids. Gene Ontology annotation, biological process: protein polyubiquitination. The record is from RefSeq and is a predicted model, not a curated record. The transcript has 5 exons. NCBI's taxonomy places the organism in Eukaryota, Viridiplantae, Streptophyta, Magnoliopsida, Lamiales, Oleaceae.